Messenger RNA from Malania oleifera, 2664 nucleotides. RefSeq lists its product as uncharacterized. NCBI's taxonomy places the organism in Eukaryota, Viridiplantae, Streptophyta, Magnoliopsida, Santalales, Ximeniaceae. The transcript is spliced from 3 exons. Bases 1 to 2664 code for a protein of 887 amino acids. The record is from RefSeq and is a predicted model, not a curated record.
AUGGCAGAACAGUUAGAGAGCCGUGUUCUGGGGAUCGAGCAGGGGCAGGAAGAGCUAAGCAAUCAAGUAAAGAAGAUAUUGGACCUAUUGCUGAACAAAGGGAAGACAGUCCAAGAUCAGGAUCAUGAAGAAGAAAAUGACCCUAUCCACCCGCCCGGUUUUACACCAAUUCAGGGGCAAUCUUCUGGUCCGCCCCCAUUCACCUCACCGCCGCAUGGCACGCCACCUUUUAUCCCAGCAGUGACAGGAAUAGGGAUGCCCUCAUCAGCGGUUGCGGGUGUAGGGACAAGCAAGACUGCGACGGAAUACCGUUGUGACGAAUUGGAAGAACGGCUAAGGGCCAUAGAGGGGACUCGGACCACCAGUACCGCCAGACCCUCAGAUUACUGCCUAGUCCCUAAUGUAGUCAUUCCUCCAAAGUUUAAGAUGCCAGACUUCGAGAAGUUUGACGGGACCACAUGCCCUCAUACCCACCUCCGGAUGUAUUGUCAGUCGAUGGCCGCCUAUACCGAUAAUGAGAAGUUGAUGAUGCAUUGCUUCCAAAGCAGUCUUACCGGGACAGCGGCUAGAUGGUAUGUCCAACAGAAUAAGGCCCAGAUCCGCACGUGGGGUGACUUGGCCGAUGCCUUUGAAGCGCAAUAUCGUCAUAUCUUGGAAAUGGCUCCAGACAGGAUGUUUCUUUCUGAAAUGGAAAAAAAGCCAACAGAAACUUUCAGGGAGUAUGCACACCGUUGGAGAGACGCGGCCACUCAAGUGGACCCUCCGGUCAACGACCGUGAGGCAAUAUCGAUGUUCGUAGGGACGUUAAAAGAUCCCUACCGUUCACAUCUAGUAGGGUCCACUCCUCAUAACUUCAUGGACAUUGUGUCGGCAGGGGCCAGAGUGGAAGCCGACGUCAAAGCUGGACGGAUAAAGACUGGCACUACCGAUAAUGGCCCAAGUAAGAAGUGGGUCAAAGGUAAAAAGGAAGAAGAGACCCAAAUGAUACAGGGACCUAUGAGAAGCCUAAGACAGAGAAGCCGAAGUCAACAACCUCGGGGAAAUUUCUACAUGGAACCAGUAGUAAACCAAACACUGCAUAUGGGCCCCAGACCCCAGUUUGUGGCCCCCGCGCUUGUGCCAACCCAGCCGAACAUACCAACUCGCCCGAGCCAGCAAACACACACGAGGAAUACACCCAAGAGUUUUCGAAGAUUGGAACCGAUUCCCAUGUCAUACGCAGACUUAUUCCCCCAGCUUUUAGAACAAAGGAUGAUAUCUACCAUCCCCGGGAUUCCUCUCACAAAUCCUCCCCCACACUGGUAUAAUCCCGAGGUCCGAUGCGCGUACCAUGCCAAUUCUCCAGGGCACCCUAUUGACCAAUGUUGGGCCUUCAAACACAAGGUGCAAGAUUUGAAGGAUGCGGGUUGGUUGUCAUUCGAUGCGAAGCCGGUUGGUAUUCAAGAGAAUCCUUUGCCUGACCAUGGGAAGGACAAUGUCGGAAUGAUCGAGGAACAAGAUGGGGAAAAAUUCGAAAGAAGAUGGGAGCAAAUGACGCUAGACUGGGUGUAUAGUGAACUGACAAUGGCAGGCCUAGCAGGGUUAAAGGCUAUUUGCCCUAAAGGCGCCCCAUGCACAUGCCAGAAUACUAUGAAAAGAUCAGUACAACAAUGUGAGACUUUCCGGAUUUUUCUAAGUAGCUUGAUUGACAGCAAACGAGUGGAAGUUAGCCGCGUUCAGAAAACAAAUGAAGUUUCAGUCAUAGGGGAAUCUGACCAUCCCCAAUUCACCAAUAGACCAUUUAUCCCCAUCAUGGGAAAAACCCCACGAGUCCCAGAGGCCCCAGUUCGGGUAGUGAUCUCAGCCCCUCGCCCUUUCGCAUACCACAGUGACCAGGCAGUGCCAUGGAGAUACAAUUGUGAAGUACGCACCGAAGGAGAAACUAGCAGUGCUGCUGAAGCAAGAGGGAUAACCAGAAGUGGAAGGGUUUAUACGCCGAAGGUCUUGGAGAAGGUGCAACCUAGCCAAGAACAGAAUAGGAACCUGAAGAAGCCAGUUCAAUCUCAGGAAGCCGAAGAAUUCUUGAAGAUUAUUAAACACAGUGAAUACAACAUUAUUGAUCAACUGAAGAAGAUGCCAGCCCAUAUCUCUGUUUUAUCACUGUUGUUGAGCUCGGAAGCCCAUCGGGAAGCCCUAUUAAAGGCUCUUAAUCAGGCCUAUAUUCCCCAAGACAUCAGCAUCGAUAAUUUUAACCAUGUGAUUGGUGGUCUUACGGCUACCAACUACAUUACAUUCGCUGAUGAGGAGAUCCCCGUGGAAGGACAAGGGCACAAUCAGGCGUUGCACGUUUCCGCUAAAUGUCGAGAUCACAUGAUUGCACGAGUGUUGAUCGAUAAUGGGUCAUCUUUGAAUGUCAUGCCCAUGACGACCCUACAAAAACUGCCUGUUGACCCGUCCUACAUAAGGCAAAACAAUUUGACUGUGCGGGCUUUCGAUGGCACCGCAGGGAAUCGAAUGUUAAAGUUCGAUGAAAAACCAACCUUGACCAGUAGCGAUCCCACCGUCAUGAUUAAUCUUGGAACUGAGGAAGAGCCCAAGCAGAUCAAAGCCAGUAAAGCAAAAAUUGAGGAGAAUGCGGCCGGAGAUGUUACUCAAGAUAAAGGAGGAGGUACAGAAACAGCUUGA